Messenger RNA from Seminavis robusta, 1685 nucleotides. Lineage: Eukaryota; Bacillariophyta; Bacillariophyceae; Naviculales; Naviculaceae. The record is from the annotation of a GenBank genome assembly.
ACCCCAAUCAAGUUUGUUCGAUGCCAUUGUUGGCGAUAGUUUGGAUCCUUGGUGCCUCCUGCUUUAAUGCAGAUCGCACCUCGAUACUAGCUAGAACUGCCAAAUUAGUUUGCCUGGAGGGAACGAUAGACUACCGGAAGCAUCAUGAGCAAACGAAGGACCAACUUGAAGCUCAUGGGCUUUGGGCGGAACGAGAAUCCUUCUCCCACGGAACUCAAGAAGCGGUACAAACGGUUGGCUCUUAGCUUGCAUCCAGACAAGGGAGGAGUGAAAGAGGAUUUUCAAGCCAUGGUCCAUGCCUACGAGUGGUUGUGCGAUCAUUCUUGUGUUGGUCCGACCACGGGGAGUUCUGCCAACAGAAGCAGCAGCAGCACAACCUCACAACCUGAGGAAGACGGCGAAGAAGAACACGAUCGAGAGGAAUCAGACCAUGAGUACACGUAUGCCGAGCACUACAGCUAUUGGCAGGAUUUCUUCCACCAUUCCUCAGACCAUCAACGAUCAGACCGUGAAAAUCAAAAUGACGACAACGACGACUAUUUCGAGACAACCUUUGAUGGAUGGCACGAACGAGCCCGACAGCGAGCUCGGCAAAGACGACAAGACAUCAAAGAUAAAUAUGAUUGGCGAGACACAAAAUUCAAGAAACGGCUGCAGCCACCGGCCUCUCCAAAGAAUGUCAUGACAACCACACAACAAGGAGAAGAAUCCUACACUAAUGGUGCUUGCAUGUUCUGUGGCGUCAACUAUGGCAUUCAGCCAUCUGUGGCCGAAGAAUGGGGUUUGAAUUGGGCCCAGUACGUUCGCCAUUCCAGUCAAUACCGAACCUGCUGGGCCUGUCUCAAGGAUCAUACCAGUGUCCUUACCAAAAAGAUGGCCAUGAAAAAGUUUGCCCGCAAGCUGGAUCCAGCAACCAUGCUGGAAAAUGGCCAAUCGUACCCAGCACCAGACUUUUUUAGAAUGCUACAACGACAACACAAGACGUUUCAUUAUCAACCCGUCGUUAAAAAUGAGGAGGGAGAAAUGAUUUGUACGCGCAACUCGGAGUACUACUGGUACCCCGAUUUGGAAGCCGAAGCCUUGCGGAGGGGAUGGAAGCCACGGGGAUCCACAAAGUUCGAGGUGCCGUGGCAACGCAAGGACCGGACACUGUCGCUCGCCAUUAUACCCGUCGUCACACCCCAAAAGAAGAAACAACGAAAAAAGCGACAAGGUAGUUUUGCGAAAAACGAGGAGAAAAGGGGGGCACGACGGGCGCUGCAAUUGCAAGACGAAGCAUCAGGUGACACUACCGGUAGCGAGGAUAAGACUGGAGGGGAAAAUGAUGGUAUCGUCGGGAAACAUGAUAAAGUUAGCGGGGAAGAAUCGUCCCACGUGGGUAGGGGAGACUGGAGGUCAUCCUGUGCACUAGACUAUUAGCGAGGGUUGUUAGUUUGGAAGCCAGUGUGGGGUCUACAAUGUCCAUAGCAUCUAUGGCCCAACCUGGUUGCAUUGAUCACCCAGUCUCGAAAUUCUGGUGGUUUUUAUGACAAAAGCGCAUCCUCUGAUGCUGAAUAAAGUAUUCAUGGAGAUUGCAAGGCUGCAACUGCUGUUCUGGAAGUCAACUUUGUCUAAAGAUCUUAAAAGAGGCGGCACCGUGCAGUCAAUCGCUGCGGGGGUUCAAAGAAAAUGUGCUGUACAGUCGU